Messenger RNA from Maylandia zebra (zebra mbuna), 2566 nucleotides. NCBI's taxonomy places the organism in Eukaryota, Metazoa, Chordata, Actinopteri, Cichliformes, Cichlidae. The record is from RefSeq and is a predicted model, not a curated record.
UACAGCAGCAGGAGCAGGCUGGGCUUAGGGAUCUAUUGUUCCCUGUUUUAUUACUGCAAGAGCUCAUUCGCACUCAUUAAGUAGCCAGGGGAAUAAGAGAAACCCAGAGGGAGAGGAGAGCGUGAGGAAACCUCACCCUCGCUUGCUCAGGAUUACUUCUUGGAUGCGGUGGCGUGGACAAAGCAGAAAAUUCACUUGAGUGCCGCUCUCUACCUUGUGGCCAGGCUCACAUUUUCCUCUCGAUUGCAUUGGGAACAGCAGUAUUUGCCGUGCGGUGGCCAUGGGGACGGCCGGCAGAGGUAUCAGGAUCCAAGAGGUCUUGAAAGGAGCCCCACUCCUCUCUCUCUGGACGUUAGCGCUGCUGUUUUUAUCCAUGUGGGAACUGGAUGCACAAACUGCAGUGGAAACUCGACCCAUGUACAUCUGGCGAACAGGUCCAUGGGGUCGUUGUAUGGGAAGUGAAUGUGGUCCUGGAGGCAGCCAGAGUAGAGCGGUAUGGUGUGCUCAUUCUGAAGGUUGGACCACCCUGCAUACCAACUGUGACCAAGCAGAACGACCAGACAACCAGCAGAGCUGCUUCAGGGUGUGUGACUGGCACAAAGAGCUAUAUGACUGGCAGCUGGGUGCCUGGAACCAGUGUGUCCCAGUGAUGCGCAGUGCAAGGGUGCAGCGUCCUACUACGUGCACUCAGGGAGAGGAAGGAAUUCAGACCCGUGAGGUGGGAUGUGUUCAAAAAGCAAAGGGGGAACCUGCAGAAGAUGCAAUCUGUGAAUACUUUGAGCCCAAACCACGCCUAGAGCAGGCCUGUCUCAUCCCAUGUCCUCAGGACUGUGUGGUGUCUGAGUUUAGCCCAUGGACUCCCUGUUCUAAAACCUGCGGGAUAGGGUUACAGAACCGCAUUCGCUUUGUCCUGGCUCCACCAUUGUUUGGUGGGGCAGCCUGCCCAAAUCUGACUGAAUUUCAGACAUGCCAGCUAGGUCCCUGUCAGGGAGAAGAGAGCCUUUACAGUCUCAGGGUGGGUCCCUGGGGCCCAUGCACUGUUCCACUGCCAAGGCAAACCCGACAGGCAGACAAACCACCAAGAGAGAGUGAAAAACAACCCCGGGAAAGUGAUAAACUUUCUAAUGAGGGAGACAAACUCACCAAAGAGGGUGAAAAACCACCCAGAGGAGAUGGCAAACAGACCAGAGAGGGUGAAAAACAGUUAAAAGAAAGAGACAAACAGCCCAAAGACGGCGAAAAUCCACUUAAAUCCAAAAGAAAACUGGGCAGGGGAAACAGGAAUAGGAAAUCAGACAGGCCAUCGCUACUGGCUGAUCGGCCGAAACGACAGAAAAAAGCGAAAAACAAAGAAAAAAGAGAGAAAUUAAGAGAGAAAGUCCAAGAGAGGUUAAGGGAGAGGGGCAAAGCAAAAGAUGCUGAGACCAGAGAACUCAUCAAAAAGAAGAGAAACAAGAAUCGUCAGAAUCGCCCGGGAGGAAAGUUCUGGGACCUACAAACUGGUUUUCAGACCAGAGAAGUGACCUGUGUGCAUAAGAGCGGGGCUGUCGAAGCUCUAAGCCUAUGCUCUCAGGAGACUUUGCCAGUGACCUUCCAGGCUUGUGUGAUAACCAAAGACUGUGAUGUGACUGAAUGGUCCGAAUGGUCUGCUUGCACCAAGGAGUGCUAUGACCCCACCAGUCCCAAGGCGGUGUGGACUCGCACUAGAAAAGUGACCCAGUUCCCUGUGGGUGGAGGAAUAGAUUGUCCAGAGUUGGAGGAGAAGGAGCCCUGCACCCCCCAGAGUGACGUGGUACCACCCUGCAUUACGUACAGCUGGAAGACCACAGAAUGGACAGAGUGCAAGGUGGACAUGCUACUGAGCCAGCAGGACCGCCGACGUGGAAACCAUACAGGAAUGUGUGGAGGUGGUACUCAGACUCGGGAGGUGUACUGUGUGCAAGCCAGCACUGACACACCAUCAAACCUUAGUCCUCUCAGGAGCAAAGAAGCACUGCGGCCAGUGGACAGUAAGCUUUGUCUGGGUAUUCCUCCAAACACCACCCAACUCUGCCACAUAAGCUGUCCUGUUGAUUGUGAGGUAUCUUCGUGGCGCACGUGGGGACCCUGCACGUAUGAAAAUUGUCAAGACCAGGUAGCCAAGAAAGGCUUUAAAUUGAGGAAGAGGAGAAUCAUCAAUGAACCAACAGGUGGGACAGGAAACUGCCCCCACCUGGUGGAGGCCAUACCAUGUGAAGACCCGAGCUGCUACGACUGGCUGGGGGUUAAACUGGAGGACUGUAUCCCAGAUAAUGAGGAGAAGUGUGGACCAGGAAUCCAGAUCCCUCAGGUCCAGUGUGUCAAUAGUGACGGUGAACAUGUGGAUCGACAACUCUGCCAGGAUGCCAUCCUUCCUAUGCCAUUUAUCUGCGAGGUGCCUUGCCCUAAGGACUGUGCCUUGAGCCCCUGGAGCUCCUGGUCUCUCUGCUCCCACACCUGCUCUGGAAAGAACACAGAGGGCAAACAGACCAGAACUCGUUCCAUCCUCGCCUAUAAUGCAGGAGAAGGACAAGAGAAAGCAAUGUGA